UCGCAUGGCUCUGAUUAAAACCUCUCCUCUCUUCCAUCUUUUCUGCAAAACCCCUUCAGCCCUUUCUUCCUACACAGGUCCCAACUGUUUCAAAUCCCUGAAACCCAUAAUGAUCCAUCCUAAGUUCCAACCCCAGAAUACCUUUUCCAUGACAAAGACUACCAAUUUAUGCACCACAUCAGCCAUCCUCCAAGGCCCCUCCUCCUCUUCUUCAGCAGUACCCCAUAAGUCCAGGAAGAAAGCCCGCAGCGAAUCCCCAGAAAUCCUGCUGCGUUUCAAACUCGAUCAGUGCUCUAAGCGCGGUGAUUUAGGCGAGGCCCUUCGCAUUUACGAUGAGGCAAGGGCCGAUAAUGUUCCCCUCAGCGUUCACCAUUAUAAUGUUUUGCUUUAUUUGUGCUCUGCUAGAAGUAAUAGCAGCGACGAUAUUAGUUUAGAAAAGGGCUUUCAAAUUUUUAAGCAAAUGGGGUUGGAUAAUGUUGUCCCAAAUGAGGCAACUUUUACUAGCGCUGCAAGAUUAGCAGCUGCUAAGGAAGACCCAGAAAUGGCUUUUGAUUUGGUUAAGAAAAUGGAGAGUUACGGGAUUGUUCCGAAAUUGAGGUCUUAUGGACCUGCAUUGUUUGGGUUUUGUAAGAAAUCAAUGGCGGAUAAGGCUUUUGAGGUUGAUGCUCAUAUGGUUGAGAAUGGUGUUUUAGCCGAGGAGGAGGAGCUUUUGACCCUAUUGAGGCUUAGUUCCGAGGAAAAUUUAGUCGAGAAAACUUAUGAAUUUAUGCAUAGGAUGAGGUCUACAGUUAGACAGGUAUCAGAGGAGACUGCAGGUGCUAUGGAGGAUUGGUUUAAGUCAGAGACUGCUGCUGAUGCUGGAUUGAAGAAUUGGGAUGUGGAAAAGGUGAAGGAGGGGAUGGUGAAAGGAGGAGGUGGCUGGCACGGGCAAGGGUGGCUGGGGAAAGGGAAAUGGAGUGUGGUUAGGACUGAAAUGCAGGAGAACGGAGUAUGUCAUUCAUGUGGAGAGAAGCUUGUUUGCAUUGAUAUUGAUCCUAAAGAGACGGAGAAUUUUGCUAAUUCAGUGGCUAAACUGGCUUGUGAGAGAGAAGUAAGGGCGGAUUUUGUGAAAUUUCAGGAAUGGCUCGCAAAGCAUGGACCUUUUGAUGCAGUGAUAGACGGGGCAAAUCUUGGCCUCAUUAAUCAAAAACAUUUCAGUUUCCAGCAGCUGAAACAUGUUGUGAAUCAGUUACACCAAAUGAGCAAGUCAAAUAGAUUGCCACUUGUUAUUUUGCACAGAAGCCGCGUGUUUGGUGGUCCUGCUCAGUACCCUAAUAACAAGAAAUUGUUGGAGAGUUGGAGAAAUGCCGGUGCACUUUAUGCUACUCCUCCUGGUUCAAACGACGAUUGGUAUUGGUUAUAUGCUGCUGUUAGUUGUAAAUGUUUGUUGGUGACAAACGAUGAGAUGAGGGACCAUUUAUUCCAACUACUAGGGACUAGCUUUUUCCCACGAUGGAAAGAGAAGCAUCAGGUGAGAUUAACUCCCGCAAGACCUGGACUUACCCUUCAUAUGCCUCCACCUUAUUCGAUAGUUAUUCAGGAGUCAGAAAACGGUAGUUGGCAUAUACCUACUGUCGCAGGAGAUGACCUUGAAACCCCAAGGAAAUGGGUGUGUGCUACCAGGACAAAGAAAAAAAAUCUACAUUCCAUCUUCAGCUGAAUACUGUGACCAAAUCCAUUAUGGUUCAUAUAAAAAGGAAGGAAAUGAAAUUUCGUAUCAAGGCAUCUUCGUCUGGUUCCUAUGGCAGUGCCUGCAGCGGUAAGAGCAAGAAAUGAGAAGAUUUUGUCCUCGGUGUUGGCCAUUCUUGAAAUUGCAUAUAAGAUUAGUGUCCCGUGAACUGCAGAUGUUCCACAUGAGCUUUGGAAGUGGCAAGAAUCAAAGUGCAGUAAGCCUGACAGAAGAGCGCAAGACAUCGAGAACCAGCCAAAGAGGAGCAACCUUGCUGUACAGAAACAAAUAUAUUAUUGCUUCUUCAACAACUAUAUAGUCCAUAACUUUACAACUGAGAUAUGUUUUUGACCAAAAAAAAAA
Coffea eugenioides is the source of this 2071-nucleotide messenger RNA. RefSeq names its product proteinaceous RNase P 1, chloroplastic/mitochondrial. Lineage: Eukaryota; Viridiplantae; Streptophyta; Magnoliopsida; Gentianales; Rubiaceae. The transcript is spliced from 6 exons. Bases 5 to 1699 code for a protein of 564 amino acids. Gene Ontology annotation, biological process: tRNA 5'-leader removal. Gene Ontology annotation, molecular function: ribonuclease P activity; protein binding. The record is from RefSeq and is a predicted model, not a curated record.